AUGGCGGUGGGCAAGGGAGGCAAGGGCAAGGGAGGCAAGUCCGCUGUCGGACUCGGCACCUGCACCUACGUCAAAGCUAGGCACGUAUUGUGUGAGAAGCAGGGGAAGAUCAAUGAAGCUUAUAAGAAGCUGCAGGAUGGAUGGCUGGACAAUGGGGACAAAGUCCCUCCUGCUGAGUUUGCUAAGGUAGCACAAGAGUAUUCUGAAUGCCCAUCAGGGAAGAAAGGUGGAGAUCUUGGUUGGUUCCCUCGUGGCAAGAUGGCUGGCCCUUUCCAGGAGGUUGCUUUCAACACUCCUGUGGGAGCUGCAUGGGUAUCACUUUAUCCUCUGCGAAGGAAGGAAGAACUGAUCCAGAAGCGUGAUUCAGGUUGGGGAGACUGCAUCAUCAGGCUGUAUUAUGCAAACUGCUCGUCUUCUCUAAUAAGCGCUGGACGUGUACUUUGUGUUGGGCUAUUAUCCCGUCCCUAA
Messenger RNA from Miscanthus lutarioriparius, 468 nucleotides. The record is from the annotation of a GenBank genome assembly. NCBI's taxonomy places the organism in Eukaryota, Viridiplantae, Streptophyta, Magnoliopsida, Poales, Poaceae.